AUGGGGGACCAGCCGCCUGACCCCGAGUACCCCUCCCGCCAGCCCUGGAGCCGGCAGGGUUCCCAGGGCUCGGAGCCGCGGCGCAGCGGGGAGCUCUCGCAGCCCCAGGCCCUGUCGGAGGAGGCGCGGCAGAUGCUGCUGUCCGAGGCGCGGGCCAGCCAGGACAGCCGCUCCAGCCUCCCCCGGCACAGCCUCCGCUGGUCCCAGGGCGCCGGGCUGCCCCUAAACGAGAACCUGCCCAUGAUGGCCCCGGACGCCCGGGCGACCAGCCUGGAGUACCCCACGGGGCUGGGCUUCCCCCCGGAGUUCCAGGCCCAGGGCUACAUGAGCGAGGGCAGGGUCUCGGCCGGCGAGCACACCACCCAGCUGCUGCUGCAGCAGCUCCAGCAGGGCUCCGGCGGCCUCUUCCAGCAGUUCGAGUCCCCCUACCAGGACCCCCGGGCCAACCUGGGCCAGUUCAGCUUCUACCCGAGGGAAGAGCAGUUCGGCGAGGACACCCCGCACGGGCCCUACCUCAGGGAUGACCCUGCCCUGCCCUUCCUGCCCUCGGACCUGGGCUUCGUGCCUUUCCACGGGGAGAUGCCCGAGCCUCACCCCCGGGAGCUGGCCGUGCAGAACGCCAAGGCCUACUUGCUGCAGACCAGCGUGGGCUGCGAACUCAGCCUGUAUGAACACCUGGUGAACCUGCUGACCAAGAUCCUGAACCAGCGGCCCGAGGACCCCUUGUCCAUCCUGGAGUUUCUGAACCGCACCACGCAGAGCGAGUGGUUCCACCCCAAGGUGGACACGCUGCAGGACGACCCCGAGAUGCAGCCCACCUUCGAGAUGGCGGAGAAGCAGAAGUCGCUGUUCUCGCGCGGCGGCGGCGGGGAGGGCGAGCAGGAGAUGGAGGAGGAGGUGACGGAGACGGUGGUGCCCAACAUCAUGGAGGCGGCCUUCUACUUCCAGCAGGCGGGCGUGGGCCUGAGCGCCGACGAGAGCUUCCGCAUCUUCCUGGCCAUGAAGCAGCUGGCCGAGCAGCAGCCGGUGCACACGUGCCGCUUCUGGGGCAAGGUGCUGGGGCUGAGCCGCAGCUACGUGGUGGCCGAGGUGGAGUUCCGGGAGGGCGAGGAGGAGGCCGAGGAGGAGGAGGCCGAGGAGCUGCUGGAGGGCGGCGACGUGCUGGAGCCGCACAGCGAGGAGGAGGCCGAGGAGGACGAGGAGAAGGCGGCCGCCGCGCCGCCGCAGCCCACCUGGCGGCCGCCGCCCGCCACGCCGCGCGAGGAGAGCCGCACGGGCGCCAACAAGUACCUGUACUUCGUGUGCAGCGAGCCGGGCCGCCCGUGGGCGCGCCUGCCGCACGUGACGCCGGCGCAGAUCGUGCAGGCGCGCAAGAUCAAGAAGUUCUUCACGGGCCACCUGGACGCGCCCGUGCUCAGCUACCCGCCCUUCCCGGGCAACGAGGCCAACUACCUGCGCGCGCAGAUCGCGCGCAUCUCGGCCGCCACGCACAUCAGCCCGCUCGGCUUCUACCAGUUCGGGGAGGAGGAGGGCGACGAGGAGGAGGAGGGCGGCGCGGGGCGCGACUCGUUCGAGGAGAACCCGGACUUCGAGGGCAUCCCCGUGCUGGAGCUGGUGGACUCCAUGGCCAACUGGGUGCACCACGCGCAGCACAUCCUGCCGCAGGGCCGCUGCACGUGGGUGAACCCUCUGCAGAAGACAGAGGAAGAGGAGGAGCUGGGUGAGGAGGAAGAGAAGGCGGACGAGGGGGUGGAGGAGGUGGAGCAGGAGGUGGGACCCCCGCUGCUGACGCCGCUCUCGGAAGAUGCAGAGAUCAUGCACAUGUCCCCCUGGACCACCCGCCUGUCCUGCAGCCUCUGCCCGCAGUACUCCGUGGCCAUCGUGCGCUCCAACCUCUGGCCAGGCGCCUACACCUACGCCAUUGGCAAGAAGUUCGAGAACAUCUACAUCGGCUGGGGCCACAAGUACAGCCCGGACAACUUCAACCCGGCCCUGCCAGCCCCCAUCCAGCAUGAGUACCCCAGCGGCCCCGAGAUCACCGAGAUGAGCGACCCCACGGUGGAGGAGGAGCAGGCGCUCAAGGCGGCCCAGGAGCAAGCCCUGGCCGCCACGGAGGAGGAGGAGGAGGACGAGGAGGAAGACGAAGACGAGGAGACGGAUGACUGA
Lepus europaeus (European hare) is the source of this 2166-nucleotide messenger RNA. It is a transcript of the gene RSPH6A, whose product is annotated as radial spoke head 6 homolog A. The transcript is spliced from 6 exons. NCBI's taxonomy places the organism in Eukaryota, Metazoa, Chordata, Mammalia, Lagomorpha, Leporidae. The coding region runs from base 1 to 2166 and encodes 721 amino acids. Gene Ontology annotation, cellular component: axoneme; radial spoke. The record is from RefSeq and is a predicted model, not a curated record. Gene Ontology annotation, biological process: cilium movement involved in cell motility; axoneme assembly; cilium assembly.